Messenger RNA from Stylophora pistillata, 1219 nucleotides. RefSeq lists its product as uncharacterized. NCBI's taxonomy places the organism in Eukaryota, Metazoa, Cnidaria, Anthozoa, Scleractinia, Pocilloporidae. The record is from RefSeq and is a predicted model, not a curated record.
UCUUCAGACUGACAGAACGUAGCCCCAUCUAGCUUCAACAAGUUGAAGUAAGGUCUAAACAAUUUGUUUCUCCAGGUCAAAUCGACACUUUUUAACUGCUUUAUCGCCAAAACGCCGUGAUGGCUUUCAAAGACGUAUCAGUGAAAAUUGCAAGCCAUGUGGUAAUAAUGACAAUACUGGCUGCUACAGUUUGGAUGUCAGAAAAACACAGCAUUACAAUUGAAGUGGAAUGCAAUGGAACACAGGUCACGUGGAACAAAACGAUCCUGAACAAGAAAUCCAUGCAGUAUAAAACAAUGUCCUUGGCUGUGAGAAGUCUGCUGAACAAGGAUCUUAAAAACGUCAAGGGUGUCACUGAUAUUAAAGUAGAAACAUUUCUGAAGAUUCACGGAGAACGUGGAACGUUUUGCAAAUUCGAGUUUGAGUCCGACGUUGGAAAAGAAAGUGUCGAAGAGAAGCUUAACCAUUCCCUCGAAAUUGGCAUGGAAAAAGCGUUGAUCUCGUACCGUCGGCUGAACAUGAGCCUUCUGCUGCCGGGUGUGGAAUGGAAGGAUCCCUUUGCUGAUCACAACAGGUCUGAGUACAGAAACAUAACAAAAGCGAUAGAAGAUGCUCUUAAUGACUUCUACCAAGAUACAGACAACGUCGUGGAUUUUGAGGUCGUGUCGCUCGCUAAAGCAAAUGACCGAUGGACCUCAGCCAAGGUGGAGUACUUUCUUUUGGUCUCGUCAGCGUUCAACGCGACAAGAAAAGAUUUGCAAGACACACUUUCAGCGUUUACAAAAAGUGACACGUAUGGAAAGACGUUCCCUGAUGCCAAACGGAAAAAAGAACUCAAAGAGACUGAUACCGAGAGUAUCAAGAAGGAUAAAGACAAUCAGAAGAGCAUAUUGACAGUGAGCUUGAUUGUGGUUGCAGCGAUGACUAUCUGUGCAGUGAUGAUAGUCUUCCUUAUUGUGGUUAUCCGUCAGAAUUGGAAAUACAUCAAAGAGCACGCACCCGAGGUCUUAUUUGAAUUGUACCGAAAAAGACGAAACGGGACUAAGCCGAAAAUUCCCGAGAAAGCCCAAGAGGAGACCAAGACCACUGCUGCUGGCAGUGAGGAUUGCAUUGUUGAGUUGCAUUCAUUUGACAAUCCAGUAUCUUCUGAAUCCUAACUUAAUCUGUCAGAUAACAGUCGGGGGGUACUCCCCCUUGUGUGUGUCUUUCUCGAUCGGAG